Molecule: messenger RNA, 1254 nt
Organism: Triticum turgidum subsp. durum (durum wheat)
Lineage: Eukaryota; Viridiplantae; Streptophyta; Magnoliopsida; Poales; Poaceae
Source: the annotation of a GenBank genome assembly
AUGGCCUCCGAGCAGCCACCAAGUGCGCCGGCGGCGGAACCCGCUGCUACGACCUUAACCGGCCUCGGCGGCGACCUCCUCCGCGAGAUAUUCCUCCUCCUCCCGUCCCUGCCGACCCUCGUGCGCGCGGCCUUCGCCUGCCGCACCUUCCUCGACGCCGUCCGCUCGUCCCCCGCCUUCCGCCGCCGCUUCAGCGAGCUGCACGCGCAGCCGCUCCUGGGAAUCUUCUUCGACCCCGACGGCCCCGCCAUCCCGGCCUUCGCGCCCGUCCGCCGCCGGGACGACCCGGACCUGCGGGCCGCCGUCCGGCGCGGGGACUUCUUCCUCACCGGCCUCCCCGACGACGACGACGACGCGCGUCCCGGCUGGGUCAUCAGCGACUGCCACGACGGGUACGUGGUCCUGGAGCACAUCUACACGCGGGAGGCGCUCGCGUACAACCCGCUCACGCUGGCCCUGGAUCUCCUGCCGCCGCUGCCGGAGGAGUUCUACGAGGGCUUCCAGGGCCACUACAACGGCCUCGACUACCACAUCCACGCCGCCCCCGAGGAGUGCCGCGACCACGGGGCGUUCCGCGUGAUCUACGCUUGCCACGACGACUCGCGGGCGCGCGCGGCGGUCUUCUCGUCGGACUCGGACGCCAGGGCGUGGCAGGUCCUCCCCUAUUCCGAAGCUCUGAGGACCAUCCCGGAGUCCGGCGAGCGCGAGCACUGGCUCACCGCUGGCAGGAUCGUGGACGGGUUCGUCUACUGGGUGUACUCGGAUGAGGCCGCCAUGCUCGUGCUCGACACCACCACGCUGCACUUCUCUCGGGUCGAUCUCCCAGACUACCUGAAAGGACAGACGAGCAUGUUCAGGGUUGGCAAGACCAGGGAUGGGGUGCUCUGCGUCGUCGUCGCGAUCGAAUUCAACCUUUAUGUUUGGCUCCGGAACGUUCGCGAUGACGGCGUCGAGGCGUGGGUGAGAGGCCAUCGGUUUCAGUUGGACGACAUUGUUGAGGACACCGGGGGAACACUGGAGGAACACGGCCAGCUCAAGGUUGUGAGCGUUGUCGAUGGAGUUGUCUACUUCUCUACCCAUGAGACCUUCGAAGAUGCCAAUCUUCCCUGCUGGUUCCUGUCCAUAGACCUGGAGGAGAACGCCCUGGACAUGCUCUUUCAGAGGAACUAUGACAGUCAUGUCCAUCCCUACAUUAUGCCUUGGCCCCGUUCUUUGGUUCGCGACAAGGCGUGUCUUCAAGUUGAAGGUGCUUGA